Messenger RNA from Mya arenaria, 2005 nucleotides. RefSeq lists its product as uncharacterized. The coding region runs from base 177 to 1073 and encodes 298 amino acids. The transcript is spliced from 2 exons. Lineage: Eukaryota; Metazoa; Mollusca; Bivalvia; Myida; Myidae. The record is from RefSeq and is a predicted model, not a curated record.
AAAGACUAUUUAACGGUGAGCACAAUUCGUGCGUACUCAUCUUUAGAGGAGGAGGCAGAGCGAGAACAUAAAUUGCAGACAUAACAGUUGAUAAUUAUAACAGAAAAAUAUCGUUUUAAUAUUUGACAGUGAAAAUAUUGGAUUUUUUUUACAGACGAUUAUACAAACAGGAAAAAAUGGGACACGAUAAGCUGUCUAUCGUGAGCUUUAAUUCGUCUCGAAGAGGACUGAGCUCCUUGCCGAACGCCCAAAGGAGUCCAUACUUAGAGAGAAUUCUCGAAGCUUCUGCGCCGGAAAUUUGCCUAUUGCCAGGUGAUGACAAAGCCGUGUCGAUGAACGCGGUGAUGGGUUAUGGACAAUACAAGGUCCCAUCUGCCGACGGGACAGUUCUGUUGUUUGAUAACAACAGGGUUAGGAUGAGAAGUCCCAACGUCAGUUUCAACACAUUUGGGCCAUUGCCUGGACUAGACAUGAACAACAUGGUUUGUCCUGGUGUGGAAGUUCUGUCAUUGACACCUUCCGGGAACAAGUCGGUAGUCAAAGAAUUUUCGAUUGUGACGUGGAAGCAUACCAUGUUCACCGAAGCUAAUGUUAAAAUCGAGACUCUUGCCGAGAACUUGAUCUUGUUCUCACAGCGUCUGGCAUUGUCGACAGGAAAGCCAGUUCUAGUUGGAGGGGAACUGACCAUUGACCAUGGAUCCCUUAAAGAAAUCGUAGGAAGGCUAUCGAAGGAUGGUCAAGAAAAGUUUCUAUCGGAAGUCCAGCCAGGUAUGGAAAUGUUUGGCUUUCUGCCAUCGAUGACAAAGGGGUCGUUUCGAGAUGUGCGUCACCUCUUCAUGAUGAACGUAUUUAAAUGUAGCAGUGGCACGAACGGCUUUGUUCAGCAGCGGAACGAAGCACUUGUUGCAGAUUGCUUCAUUGCAUCAAAAUCACUGGAGCUUACAGAAGCGAAGCUCGUUGAUGUCGAGCAGGUAACUGGACGACAAAUAACAAUGGAAAUGCUUCGCAAGCACUGCCCCACGGAAACUAGCGUGCACAUUCCGCAGCGACCACCAAAGCACCAUGGUGGCUAAGUGUGAUGCAUCAAAAACAUCUGGGCAAAAGGUUGAUCUGGACUGAAUGAAAUAUGAUGCUCUUUAUUUAAAGAAUGGCAGACCAAAUGUGACUUUGACAGAGAAUUGUUUAAAUAAAUAACAGUACUGACGUUAAAGUUUUGUCAUUGGAUGUUUCAUCCGAAAGGUACUGAAAUGAAGAGUUCAUUAAAUGAUAAUGACGAGAGUAUGAAAUGGAAAGUUAAGCGAGCCCUCACCUCCGAAAAUUGCAAAAAUGCUAAAUGAUAGCAACACUGGAUAUCUGUAAAUGAAUGAAUGCUGACAUCAUUGACAUCGGAUGAGCUUUUGUUAUCGUUUCAUGACAACAUUCAUUCAAAACCGACGAAUAUAAUAUACUAAUAACAACUUCAACGGAUUUCGAAUGUGAUGUACUGUGAUAUGUUUUUAAGUUGUUUUAUAGUUAAUGAGUUCUAUAUGUAGAUACAAACAACUGAAGUGAUCAACUUUUUUAAUUAUUUAAAAUACCAAUUUACUUAGAUUUGAGUGCAAUGUUUACAUUUUUUAAUAUGAGUUUUUUAUUUGGAAAACCAGAUUAGGCUAUACGUAUAAAUAAAUAUGUUUAACGAAGCGAAAAGCUAUAAAUAGUAAUACAGGUUAUAUCAAUAUGACUGAUAAAGGUGACGCAUAUUUUGAUGUUUCAAGGGCAUAUAAUAUCUUUUUGUAAGAAUGUAUUGAAUACUUCUUUAUGAAAAUAUGCAUGAAAAGAAUAAGUCAAACAAUGUGCUUAAAGUCUACAAUAUAAAUGUUAUCUCAUAAAAAAUUCAAUUUUAAGUUGUAUUUAUGUUAUACACCCGCCGAGCGGUCAUUUAUUAUGACUAUGCCUUUGUUCAAAGACAGUUAGUCUAUGACAUGCAAUGUUUGUUAAAAAUUUCCAAUAAAAGUGUAUGACACAA